This is a messenger RNA of Anguilla anguilla (European eel), 4599 nucleotides long. RefSeq names its product integrin alpha-5-like. Gene Ontology annotation, molecular function: integrin binding. Gene Ontology annotation, biological process: cell-matrix adhesion; cell adhesion mediated by integrin; integrin-mediated signaling pathway. Gene Ontology annotation, cellular component: integrin complex; external side of plasma membrane. The transcript has 30 exons. NCBI's taxonomy places the organism in Eukaryota, Metazoa, Chordata, Actinopteri, Anguilliformes, Anguillidae. Bases 242 to 3415 code for a protein of 1057 amino acids. The record is from RefSeq and is a predicted model, not a curated record.
CCCUCUCCUUAAUGUGCAUGGGAUAGAGUGUAGAAAACGAGAAGCGGAGAGAGGAAGAGAAGCAAGAGUUGAGCCUCCAUGAGAAUUACGAGCUGCUUGUGUGUUGUUCGGAUGUACAACAGCAUGCUGUGGUUUUAACACAAACUGCGGAUACCUCGUACACAUCCAAGCGUUUCAGUUUUUGCGUUGGCAAUUAAAUUGCACAAACAUUACAGGACAGCGAGUGAACGCAGCAACAGAGAUGGGAUACAAUAGGCAUCUUUCGAAAACUUCGCUGUACUUAUCCCGCUGCAGAAUCGGCGCGUCUCUCCAUGUACUAUUCGCGGUUCUCCCAACAUUGUGCGCAGCUUUCAAUCUGGAUGUAGACAACCCUACGGUUUACAGCGGACCAAGCGGGAGCCACUUCGGUUAUUCUGUGGAGUUUUACCUGACCGAUUCUACAAGUGUCAGUGUUCUGAUUGGUGCUCCCAAAGCCAACACCAGCCAACCAAAUAUCACUGAGGGUGGAUCAGUGUUCUAUUGCCCCUGGAGCCGCAGCCAAUCACAGUGCACUGCCAUUGAGUUUGAUGUUAAAGGAGAUCAAAGUUCUUACGUCAAUGGCAAAGACCUCCAAGUGGAAUUCAAAUCCCAUCAGUGGUUUGGAGCCACAGUGAGAUCCCAUGGCAACACCAUCCUGGCCUGUGCUCCACUGUAUUACUGGAGAACCAAAGAGGACAUUCCCAUGUCAGAUGCCACGGGGACCUGCUACCUCUCUGUCAAUAACUUCACCAAGUUCGUGGAGUACGCUCCCUGCCGUACAGAGAGAGCUGGACCAGGUGGCCAAGGCUACUGUCAAGGAGGAUUCAGUGCUGAUUUUACAAAGAAUGGGAGAGUCGUUCUUGGUGGUCCGGGCAGCUUCUACUGGCAAGGUCAGCUGUUCUCGGCCUCAAAGGAGGAAAUCGUCAAGGCGUACUACCCCUCGUACUUCCUGCUGUCAGUGGCGGGGCAGGUGGAGACACGACAGGUGCAGGGCACCUAUGACGACAGCUACCUGGGCUACUCUGUAGCGGUGGGCGAGUUCAGCGGAGAUGGAAUUGAAGAUUUUGUGACCGGUGUCCCGAAAGGACUGUUGCUCUUUGGAUUAGUGUCUUUAUUGAAUGGGACCGAUAUGAAGUCAAUGCUCAACUUCACCGGUGAGCAGAUGGGCUCCUAUUUCGGCUACGCGGUGGCCACCACCGACAUAAACAACGACGGCCUGGAGGACCUCUUGGUGGGGGCCCCCACGUUCAUGGUGCGGGGGUCGGACGGGCGGCUGGAGGAGGUGGGGCGUGUCUACGUCUACCUGCAGCGGGGGGCCCUGGACUUUGCGCCCGGCCUCCCCUCCCUGACGGGGACCCAGUUCGGCAGCAGGUUCGGGAGCUCCAUCGCUCCUCUCGGGGACCUCAACCAGGAUGGGUUCAACGAUGUGGCUGUCGGAUCGCCCUUUGGAGGAGACCAGCAGCAGGGAUUGGUCCUUAUCUACCACGGACACGCGGGAGGCCUCAAGGCCACGCCUUCUCAGGUGCUGGCCGGCCAAUGGGCUUCUGCCACCCUCCCCGCGAUCUUCGGCUUCUCGUUGCGCGGAAACAAAGACCUGGACAGGAAUGGCUACCCCGAUCUCCUAGUGGGCGCAUUUGGAGUUGACAAGGCGGUUCUGUACAGAGCUCGGCCCAUCGUGAACGCCAGCGCCACCCUUCUGGUGUACCCCAGCAUGAUCAAUCCGGAGGAGAAGACCUGCAUGGUGUCCACUGGCAAUGAGACUUCAUUUGUGUCCUGUGUGAAUCUGAGCUUCUGCCUCUUUGCCGCUGGGAAGCACCUCCCGGCCCUUCUGGAGUUUGUGGUGGAGGUGCAGCUGGACAGUGUGAAGCAGAGGCAGAGGGGGGCGGUGAGGAGGUCUCUGUUCCUGCACAGCCAGCAGCCCGCCAUGCGGAGUACCCUGUUGGUGGCCAACGGGGCGCGCGUCUGCCAGGACACCAAAAUCUACCUGCGAGAGGAGAAGGAGUUUCGGGACAAGCUCUCCUCCAUCUACGUCUCCCUCAACUUCAGCCUCAACCCUGGGGCUCCAGCUGACGCCCACGGCCUGCGUCCCGUCAUCAACUACCAGGGCGCCGAGCUCGUCGAACAGAAGGCCCAGAUUCUGUUGGAUUGUGGGGAGGAUAACAUUUGUGUGCCUGAUCUGAAGUUGGCUGUUCAUGGCGACAGGAAGGAAGCGUACCUCGGUGACGACAACGCGCUGACCCUGACGUUCAACGCCCGAAACGAGGGUGAGGGCGGGGCUUACGAGGCGGAGCUGUACGUGGCCCUGCCCCCUGAGGCGGACUACAGCGGCAUCGCCCGCAACAACGAGACGCUGUCCCAGCUGACCUGCAGCUAUGAGACAGAGAACCAGACCCGUUAUGUCAGCUGUGACCUGGGCAACCCCAUGAAAUCUGGCACGAGUCUAUGGGCCGGUCUCCGCUUCACUGUUCCACGCCUGAAGGACACGCGCAGGACAGUACAGUUUGAGGUCCAGAUACGCAGUAAAAAUGAGAAUAACUCCCGGAGCGACGUAGUGCCUUACAAGUUGGAGGUGGCUGUGAUGGCGGACGUUAUUUUACAGGGGGUCUCUCGUCCAGACAAGGUUAUCUUCCCUCCGCCAAACUGGAAGGUCACUAAGAAACUGCAGGAGGAGCAGGACGUGGGGCCCUUGGUCCAGCAUGUGUAUGAGCUGGUGAACAAUGGGCCGAGCAUGAUUAGCCACACCCUCCUGGAGCUGCAUUGUCCAAUGAGAGUCCAGGAUCACUGGCUGAUGUACCCCCUGGAGGUGACAACCCAGGGGCCUGUCAACUGCACCACAGCCCACACCCUCAACCCCCUGCGGCUCAAGCUCCAGAAGUCCCCGUCGGAAACGCCCCCCGCGCCGACGCCCGGUCCCGAGCACCACGUCGAGAGGAGGGAGGUGCGCAAGGAUCAGCUGUCUCAGCUGCUCAACCUGUCGUGUCCUGGCGUGGACUGCUGGACGCUCAGAUGCCAGGUGGGGCUGCUGGAGAGGGGGACCAGCGCCAUUUUGAAAGUGCGCUCCCGGAUCUGGGCCGAGACCUUCAUGGAGAGGGCAUAUAAACAGUAUGUGCUGGAGUGCUCCGCUGCGUACAGAGUGUGGAAGCUGCCUUACGCCAUCGUCCCCAGAGACAGGCCCUCCGGAGCCAAAAAGGUGGUGACCCCAGUGAUGUGGAGUAAGCCAGAAGGCCAGUAUUCUGUGCCACUGUGGAUCAUCAUCCUGGCCAUCCUGGCUGGGCUUCUGCUGCUGGCGCUGCUCAUCCAUGUCCUGUACAAACUGGGCUUCUUCAAGCGAUCCCACCCGUACAGCACGGCCAUGGAGAAGGCCCAGCUGAAGCCCCCGGCUACGUCAGAGGCCUGAGAGCCGGGCCAGCCCUGGAAACACACCGGAGAAGACCGCGGACAAACCGGAGAAGCGCGUCAGUCACCAGACAGUUUGCAGCAAGACUGCAGCUGAAGCUUCAGGAGCAAAUAUCACUGGAACUCCACUGCACUGCACUAGAGAAAAAAAAAAUAACACAAAGCAAACUGAAUGUUUUUUUUUUUUUACAUUUUUUAUUCUGUUUCUGUCUUUUUAUCGAGUGUUGGGGCUGGAUUCCGAACGGCUGAGCACUAUGGAUCAGAGGAGUGGGCAGGUGUGUGGGGAGCGAACGCCCGUGGUGUGUUCACCCGUCCUUCGCUCACGACAAGCUGCGGCAAUAGACACGUUCUCCCUGUGCACGCGUUUCUGUUUCUCCUCGUCCUCUUUUUUUUUUUUUUUCUCGUGAGAAAAGAAAGGAAUUUUUCAUUUUAUGAACCGUGGAGGCUGGUGCUGUGAUCGGGCGGAAUGCGUGGACGUGACUUUGCGUGGUCGGUCGCUGCCCGUCUGCAGAGAAGGCAGAAAGAGAUCUGGCGUUUCAGAAACGUUCUGGAAUGCUCCAUUUCUGCUCUCGCGGAGAAGCAGAGAGUUCACACCGCAUAUAAAACCGAAGGCGGUGGGAAUUUCAGGCUUUUUUUAAAUAAAAAAAGAAAAGCAGGUGCGUUCUCACUGUCUGGGACCUCGCUGCCAAAGAUGUUCGUCGUAAAUGUCUGAUGUCAGGAGCCUCUGUAAUCCGAAAGACAUCUUUGUUUUUGGGCUCCUACAGCAUCUGCGUGUUUCCAGCGCUUGGAUCACUUCACAAAACUUUAUUUAACUUUUUAAAAAGAAUUUAGCCUUGGUCCUCAGAAGAGGGAGCACAAGCACAGGGCCCGUGUUCAAAAGGAGCGCACUGCGGAAGGAGGCCGGGCCCGGGGGGACCGGCUGUAAAUGUCCGGGAGAGACGGAGGGGUUAUUUACGGUCCUGCUUUUAGGGGUCCGCGGAGGCUCGCGGGUCGCCAGGGAAACGGCUGGAGGAACGACGGACGCGUGAAACGGAGGGCGCCCUGGAAGUGGAGGCUUUUUUUUUCCCCCCGCUGCACCGCGACGGCAUGGCUGCCCUCUGCUAAUACGCCGAGGAGCAGGAAGAAUGAGGGGUCAGAGGUCAAUCGAUCUGUCUGGAGGUUAUGGCUAUUUAGAGAUUUGUUUUU